This is a messenger RNA of Ricinus communis (castor bean), 1030 nucleotides long. RefSeq lists its product as uncharacterized. NCBI's taxonomy places the organism in Eukaryota, Viridiplantae, Streptophyta, Magnoliopsida, Malpighiales, Euphorbiaceae. The record is from RefSeq and is a predicted model, not a curated record. The coding region runs from base 166 to 831 and encodes 221 amino acids. The transcript has 2 exons.
GACGACGGGAGAGAGGGGUUCAUCUCUCUGAAAAAUCUUGCAAUUCUUAUAGCUUUGGUGAUAUUGCCGAUGAAAUUGGCCAUCAAUUUGGAAAUUUAUCGAGCUUCGUGGUUAUGCAUUAUAUUAUAUUGUCGGAAAGAAACAGAACUGUAGAAAAAGAAAAAGAUGGAAGGAAGUACGCGGCGUUUACCUAAGUGGAUGGUAGGUCCAAGUGUUUCGUUCGCCGAUACUAAUGAAGAUAUGAAAAAGAAGGAGAAGGAGAAGAAGACGAAGGAAAAUAAGCGUAGGGCAGAAGAGUAUGGAGAGCCUACCAAUUCAUUCUCUCUUACAAAAACUAAACGUGAAAAAGAUGAUAAUGAUGAUGGUGGCGGUGGUGAUGGUCUUAGUAGAAAGGUUAGGAAAAAACGAAAACCCCAAAAUGCUGUCUUUACCGACGAGGAGGACUUCGAACCAGACUUGACAGUUGAAGACCUGGUUACCAUUGCUCACGAGUACGUCAAGCUCAAUCAUGAUUCAGAGUCACGUAAUACAGAAGUCGCAACCUGUAGGACUGAGCAUGUCCAAAGCACAGCUGCUUGUGCGAGUGAAGAAAGCUUAAUUAAUGUCACAAGGACAGGGGAUCCUGCUCAGGACAUGCUUCAUCUUUUCUUGGGGCCCUUGCUCAAGAAGCCUCUCGAGUCUAUCAAAACUCAGAAUGUCAUUGAUGAUAUAGUUUUGGUCUCUGACUUGAAGAACCAAAAUCACAAUGAUGCUCCGCAACAAAUGCUUCCCCUUUCCAAUAUGAAGAAGAAGACCAGUCUCAAAAACAAGGUCUCCUUGUUCCUUGACUGAAUUUCAUAUCCAUAUUUCUUUGGAGCUCUAAUCUCAUCACAUCUUCGCCAUGGAUUGUGCGUAUAUCAUCUGGGUGUUGUCAAAUGGUUAUUAGUUUAGGACUUAUUACCAUGAAGAAUUUCUUCUCCCAUACAAUAUAAAUUAUGUUAUAUAUUUCUGGAAUCAAGCGUUUCAAUAAAAUAGAGAUUACCUUUUUGCC